ACAGGCCCAACAGGCCACCCUUAUCAUCCAUCCAUCGCUAGACGCACACCGUGGGCCGGCUCUCAUGCUCAGUCGAGAGAGUACAGUGCGACCGUGCGGACGCCUUUACAUCCUUUUUCCCUCCCCCGGAGCACUUACGGAAGCCGUGUGCGUGCGAGUGUGUGUGUGGUGUGCGGUGUGAGAAGCAGUAGUGGUAGCCGUAGGUGGUGGUUUGAUUGAAAAGGCUCCGGUGGUAUUUAGUUAUUGUAAAGUGCGCACCAACUGCAAGUGACCAGUGUUUGUGGUGUUUUUCGACCGAAGUUUUGCUGCAAAUAAAGCUGUGAAUUAAAUCGAAUGUGAUUGAAAAAGUGUGUGUGUUUGUGAUUGUACGUGCAAAUCAGUUCAAAUUGAAAUUUUCUGCAAAACCCAAAAAAUCCGACCACUCCGACCGUUCGACCGUGGCGACGAACCUGUGGCGAUUGGGACCGCUUUCCCCCGGCAUGGUUUAAGGGGCUAUGGGACGGGCAGCAACCAGUUUCAACACAUUUACCAACGUAUUGAUGCAGUCGUAAUCAACGUGCUGAGACGGAAGAGAGAAAACAGUGUAGUGACAGAGUCGGGUGGACGGCGGCGCGAAGAUGCCGUCACGGACUGCCCUAUGGACGUGGAUAAAGCUCCUCGGGCUGGCGCUGGCGGUGCUGGACCACGCGCCGGUCGCGGCCCAGUCAAACUCGCCGCAGACCUGCCCGCCGGGUAGCGACAUCAGCCCGUGCGUCUGCCAGGUCAAGAAAAACGGGCUCGACAUCCUGUGCGAGGCGACGGACGUGCAGCACAUCACCAAGGCGAUGAGUGCGCUCAAGGGCAAGAGCCCGAUCAUCUUCUACCUGAAGCUGCGCCACAACAACCUGCCGAAGCUGCAAGGGUUCGUGUUUCUCGCGCUCGACAUCCGGCACCUGACGAUCCACAACAGCAGUCUCGCCACCAUCGAGGAGACGUCGCUCAGCUCGCUCGGACGGGGACUUACCCAGCUCGAUGUGUCCCAAAACCAACUGAUGAGCGUACCGUCGAGCGCCCUCAAGAACCUGCACUAUCUGCUGAUCCUCAACCUGAACCACAACCGCAUCUCGCAGAUCCACAACCGCGCGUUCGAGGGGCUGGACACGCUCGAGAUUCUGACCAUCUACGAAAACAAGCUGACGUUCAUCGAACCGGACGCGUUCCGUGGAUUGGACAAGAAGCUUAAGCGGCUGAAUCUGGGCGGCAAUGAUCUUACCGCCGUCCCGCAGAAGGCUCUCUCGAUGCUGGAUAACCUACGGAAGCUCGAGCUUCAGGAGAAUCGCAUCAAAACCAUCAAAGAAGGUGACUUCGAAGGGCUGGAGAAUCUGGACUCGUUAAUCUUGGCCCACAAUCAGCUAACGGAAGUGCCGGCCCGGGUAUUCUUCCACCUCACGCUGCUCAACUCGCUCGAGCUGGAGGGUAACUCUAUCUCCUACAUCGCGAAGGAAGCGUUCGAAGGAUUGGAAGAAAACCUACAGUAUCUUCGCCUGGGGGACAAUAAUCUCCACAUCAUUCCGAGCGAAGCGCUGCGCCCGCUGCACCGUCUCCGGCAUCUGGAUCUCCGCUCGAACAACAUCUCCGUCAUUAGCGAGGAUGCUUUUGUGGGUUUUGGGGAUUCGAUCACCUUUUUGAAUCUGCAGAAAAACGACAUCAAGGUCCUGCCGGCACUCGUGUUCGAAAAUCUCAACUCCCUCGAGACGCUCAGCAUCCAGAACAACAAGCUGACGCGCAUACCGGAGGAGGUGAUGGAGCCGAUCAUGGACUCGCUGCGUGUCGUCGAUAUUAUGGAUAAUCCGCUGAUCUGUUCGUGCGAGCUCGUCUGGUUCCCGAACCUGCUGCGCGAUCUGAAAAACCGGGACGACGAGAUGACGCAGAAGAAGCGCCCGAUGUGCACGAUGCAGAACGAGCACCGGGAGUACUACGUCCAGAACAUGCCGCUCGAGCGGAUGAGCUGCGUCGGCAAGAAGUACCACACGUCGUCACUGAGCGGCAACGGGAGCACGGGCCGGCCGGGUGCGACGCUCCUGUCAACCGUGCUGGCCGCCCUCGUGACCGGAAGCACCGUGAUUGGGUACGGUCGGUUCGUCCGCUAGGCGCGCGGGUGAGUAAAUAGGGAGAACCGCGUUGCGAAGGAUGGGCAAGGAUGGGAAACGGUCCUUGGCAUGUUAGUAGGGUAGCGUAGGGUAAGAAAGAACAAACAAACAACAACAAACAUACAAUCUAAGGCUAGCACAGCGAAGGGAAACAUAUGGCGUGGCGUGGAAUAUAUUUUCCAGCGAGCGAACAACACCCAGAGAGAGAGGGAGCGCGAUGGAAAUGGAAAUACAAAUACAAAUGUCACUCUAAUUUUCCAACACUUGCACACUUUGGUUUGGGGUGGAGAGCGCGUGUGUGGCCGGGAGCUCGGAACGCACGCUUGAUCGCGCUUGAUCUUUCUUUCUUUUUUUAUCGACACACACCCCAGCCACGUCACCACCGGGUGAUGGUGUGCUGAUAUGCGUGUGUCACAAAGGCAAACAAACCAAAAAAAAAAAUUACAAACCAAACAAAAAAUCACAUUACCAAAGAGUCUUUCAAUGAAGUAAACUAUGCAUACGUUUCCGCGUACGCGUACGCCCCUUUUGGUCCCGCGGUGCCGAUCACUCGUCGGCGCACGGGGCCGUAGGGGAAAGCGUCCGGAACAAGGGAAAAUGGUGUUAGCUUCCAACGGUGGAGAGAGAGAGAGAGGGAGAGAGAUAGAAAAGGAAGGAGAUAGGAUGGCUAGGAAAAAAGAGGAAAAACAAAUGUUACAAGAUUUUUCAUACAGUUCGUACACACGCUUCAAGUAUUGUUCAUACACACUCGCCCCCUGUAGCAGCAAAUCACGCGUAACAAACACACUCACAAGUGGUGUCGUUGUGCUUCAUCGGUUUCGAAAGCUUGUUUUCCCCGCCCAUGUUGGUGCAGCACACACUCCUAGUAGGCGAUGGAUGGAAAAGCAUCGCUCCCGAUAUCAAGUCAAAAUCUCAUCUUACUCAUCCAGUGUGCCAUGCUAGGGGCAAAACACACUCUCACACACACACAUACCAUAUAGCUAGUAAGGACGACUUUAUGACACGCUCGACACAGCUCGGGUAGGCACGGGAGGCCCUACCCUUCGUUUUCAAGUGUUACCCCCGUUUUAACGAAACGGAGACUUUUGCCAAGUGUCAGGUGCAAGGGUCCCCGCUUUGUGCACUGGAAACGAUAACAUUUGAUGGAUUUGUAGCAAUUUUUGUUUGGCGAAUUUUAUUUCUCAGAGUAUCCUGUUUUCAAAUCUAAAUGCAUAUUAAUACCCCUAGCGUCUAGCCGGGGGGGGGGGGGGAGGAAGGAAAAGAAACAAUCCUGAAGAAAUGUUAAUUGAACACAUAUCCAAGAGAAGGAAAAAGCUAUUUAAACUCUAUUUACAGCGUGUGUUGCAAGCGUUCAAGCAGCACGUUUUUCACGUGUUUCUGUGUGUUUUUUGUGCACGGAACUAUUUACAAAACUAUUCAAACACAUACAUGCACUGAAUGUGAAGCGUUGAAACAGAACGUUGAAAAAGAAUGAAAUGAACAAUGGAAAAACAUAUCAAUGGAGCUAAUUCUACCAUUCUACCGAUGCACACAUCUUGAUGCAACGUUUGCAUUAUAUUAUAUACCUACUGCAUGCAUAAAUAUAUAUAUACACCGUAUACACGCAUAUAGUUUGCGGAUUUAAAAAAAAGUAAAAAUAAAACUGCACACAAUGUCAAACUAAGAUUAAGAACAAAAAAGCGCGCCUAAAACAAAGCGCCAAAAACAAACGCAAUCCCCAUUAUUAACCUUACCCAAAAGUGGAGGAAAACAUGGAAACAUAUCAAAUGGAAGAAUUUAAUUGUUGCAUUAUAUGAACAAACAAGAACAAAAAGCAGAACAAAAUAUAUGUCAGUAGAUGUCUAUAUACAUAAAUUUAAAUAUAUUUAAAGAAGAAAAAAUAAGAAGCAUUAAAUAUACUCAACAAGAAAACGGAAAACUAAACACACAAAAAUACACAUAUCAAGUAUUCUACCAGUGUAAGAGCAUUUAAAAAUAAGCAUAAGAUACCGGUUAGAUAAGCCAACGUGAAGAGCAAAACAAAAAAGGAGGAUAAAACAGAGCGAAACAGAGAGCAUAAAAUCAUGUUUGUUACAUUUUUGAUACAUGAAACCUUUGCCUGUACACGUCUAAUGGUGCCCAAUUUUUUAAAACCCAGAACAAAACAAAACAAAAAACCCAUGGUUUCGUCCCGAUUCCAACUUCCAGCAAUACAUAUCAACCAAACCCAUGGUUUGUACGGUUCAUGAGACAUAUCAAAUGGAGGACUCUUGAAUGGUUACGCGAUAAGAGUAGACACAAUCCAGACGACUGCUAUCAUCCCCAGGAAAAAAAGUAGAUAACACAAGUAGACACAUUGCGCGGUACAUAAGGUACAUACAUAUCAAUCUUUUUUCCCCCGAGUCCCUACGCGAGUCUCUUUAAAAUCAGGCGUUAAAAAAACAUAAAAAAUGGGACGUGGGCUGAUAAAAUCAUACCAUUACAUCCGUGGAUGUAUCUCUUCCACAUCCUUUUUGCGGAGCAUACACUACACACACCUACGCUACAUAUCCAAAACAUAUCAUUAGAUGGUAAGACAUUAAUCACGCGCUAAACACACACUUUUCUCCCCCUUCUAAGCACCAUUGCUCCAGGGGACGGUGAGCAAUUGGGAAGGAGUGCAAAUGAUUCAUUUGUAAGUGUAAAUCUCAAUGAUGAAAGUCCGCAUGUACCCUAAGCGUUCUUGGCGCCAGCGUGCGCUCUGUUGCGCGCGCGCGUGUGUGCUUUAGAUCGUUGUUCACUUUCAUUCAUCUCCCUUUCUUUUUCCCAGUCGAUGUCAAUUACACACUGUUAUAGAAGUUUUGAAGCUUGAAAAGUUUGCUUUUGCACUGCACACGCACUGACUCUGACUAAAUGUAACAAAACAAAAAGCUUAGCUUUGUCUCACAACUUCGAUGUCAGCAAUCGAGCACGAGGUCCGUAGCACAAUCAUCAGAAUUAACACGCCUUUGAUGAAGAUUCAAGUGUACGGGCAAUGUUAAAGUCUGUUAAGAUGACUACAAAAAGACAGAGAAGACUACACUUUGUACAGGUUGACCAAAGUUAAUACAACACACAUUUUCCCAUUUAGUGCAGAUGGAAGGCAAACAAAACAAGCCGAAAUCAUAGUUUCACAGUUUCACGAGCUAGAUAAAAGUUUCUGAGCCACGUGUGGAAAGCAGUUGCAGUUAGUUGCUGUGUUUAAGGCAAAUAUCAUCCAGACAUAUCGAUAGUAAGAAGCAUUACGCUGCUCACGGUGCUGCUCAACAGACAGGAACGGUGAGACGCAAACGAUUUACACUAACAGUUCGAAUUCUCAUCUGCACCAUUGUUUGACGCCGUACCGAAGCUUGCACGCAAGGUGUUUGUUAUUGAAAGUACAGUCGAUUUUCUGUCAUUUUUUAUCGUUGCCACCACACACUGCACCACAAACCCUUACAAGUGUUUUCUACCAAAUAUAUUGUUCAAUUUGCCAAAUUAAUGUGAAAUACCCGGUCUGGAGGUAAUGAAAAUGAAAACAAAACAAAAAAAAGCACCAGAAACACUCUCCGCAGCGAGUACACUGGUUAUGCAUUCCGUUUUUCUUCACUCCUUUAGAUGUAUGUCUGUGCUGUGGGUGGUAGCUGUUUGUGCAGAUCUGUAUGUGCGUGCGUAAGUUUAAACCCAUCAUUUUCCCGUCCCACGUUGGUUGGUUUGGGGGGGCGUAAAACAAAGGAUUAAAAGGGAUAGAGACGAGCAAAUAACCCCUCUUUCAGGAGCGUAAGUGUACGAAUCGUUCUGGUCUUAAGUGUUCAAUUUCAAUCACUUUCAAUCUCGAUGUUCUUGUUGCUCGUAACGCGGUGGCAGCUAAUGAUGUGGAAGGUGUAAAAGCGAAGAAAAAAAACUAAACACUCUCUCACACACACACAUACACUCAGAACUUUCAAGUAAAUACCGAAUACGGAAUGCAAUGACUCUCAACACUGUGUCAAUAAGUGGAAAGGUAAAAGCAUUAGAAGGAAAGAGAAUGGACAAGUGAAGCAAAAAUAGCGGAAAAGAAAAACAAGACCCCAAAAGACAGAAGAAAAAAAAACAAAUCAUAAUACAUAUAUUAUACAAGAUAAGAAAGCAAAAGACAAAACGCAAAUCGCAAACUGUUAAACUAAUUGUUCAAUUUAUUUACGAUAAACGGAAGCUUGUUGUUAUUGAAACCGAUUUUCACAAGUUCAUAACAAAACCACACACAAAAACAUAACUGGCAUGCAAAACGAAAGGAAGAAUCUCAAUGUAAGUUCAGAAAUGUCUCCAAAAAUAGCAUCUAAACCACAAGUUAAACCAAAGCAGCAAUCACAAAGAAACCCACUCGCCAGUGUAGACAGCAACAGAGGUAGUAGCUGUGUAAGUAUUAGUGCUAGAACAGAGCAGUAGCGGCAGCAGCAGCAGUGCCGCAGUAAACGCGCAAUCGAAAGGCAAACGGGCAAUCUGUAGCGCACCGUAGCUAAUCGUAUAACGCUGCGAGUAGACACUGUGAAACUCCCAUUAGAAAACGGCAAUAGCACACACACACACUAGGUGAAAAACACACACACACAGACGUGGUGGAUCUAGAGUCCGGAGCGAUGAGUCCGAGCUCCGAGCGUAGUGUCAGCGAGGUAGGGCAGGUGGUGGUGAAAAUGGAGUUAUAUUUGUAUUUGCAGUUUUGUUGCAGUUAGUGCAAGGAUUGCGAAAGUAGAUCGAACAACAUCAGAUCGGUGCUUUUGCGCCACUAUUCCUUGAGGGUAGGUCAUGUUGGUGAUGAUGCGAUCGUGCAUACAUCCAAACGUGCAGCAAAACUGUGGUGGUUAAGUAGGGUGCAAUUUGGUGGAAAAGAAAGAAGUGUAAGAGAGAGAAUGUGUGUGUACGAUAGUACAUUGGAAAUGAAAAGGAGAGAGAGAGCUGUAGGAGUGUCUGGAGAAAAGGAAAAGCCAUAAAUGCGAUGCUAAAUAAUAAAGAAAUUUUCCCCGAAUUGAUUCGGAAAGCCAAA
Messenger RNA from Anopheles gambiae (African malaria mosquito), 7128 nucleotides. RefSeq names its product slit homolog 2 protein. NCBI's taxonomy places the organism in Eukaryota, Metazoa, Arthropoda, Insecta, Diptera, Culicidae. The transcript is spliced from 9 exons. Gene Ontology annotation, molecular function: protein binding. The record is from RefSeq and is a predicted model, not a curated record. Bases 618 to 2129 code for a protein of 503 amino acids.